This is a messenger RNA of Necator americanus (New World hookworm), 453 nucleotides long. RefSeq lists its product as uncharacterized. The transcript has a single exon. NCBI's taxonomy places the organism in Eukaryota, Metazoa, Nematoda, Chromadorea, Rhabditida, Ancylostomatidae. The coding region runs from base 1 to 453 and encodes 150 amino acids. The record is from RefSeq and is a predicted model, not a curated record. Gene Ontology annotation, molecular function: nucleic acid binding.
AUGGAGUUGGAUUUGGUCUUGCUACGGAGACAGUUGGAAGCCAAUCCGUUUCAAACCACUCGCGACCUGGCAGUCGCUCUUGGGGUGAGUCAAACCACAGUUGUUCGCGAAUUGAAGUCAAUCGGCAAGGUGCGAAAACUAGGUCGAUGGGUACCACAUGCUCUGACGCAAUAUGAGAUGGACUGCCGCGCUGAUACAGCACUUUCUCUCCUCACGCUCAAGCGCACUCACACCUGGCUUGAGCACCUAGUCACCGGGGAUGAGAAGUGGAUUUCUUACUCUAACAUUUACUUGCGUGCCCAAUGGGUUGACAAAGGUACGGAUGCAGAAGGCGUCUCUAAACUCAACGCACACACCAAAGGUUAUGCUCUGCAUCUGAUGCAGCGUACACGGUGUCGAAUACUGGGAGCUGCUCGCUCAGGGAUGUACAGUGACCGCAGACGUCAACACUGA